GCCCGCCCCACCGGAAGGGGGAAAAGUGGGGGCCCUUAUCGGGCGCAUAUGUCCGUGGAUGGCUGCUCUGUAGUGCCUCCUUCACGCCCUCUUCCCUCAUUCUCUCCUGUUGCCCGCCCGCCUCCACUCCGAUAUUCACGCGCAAAAACGCCCCCAUGCCUCCCGCUCGGCGCCUCUCGGCCUUCGGAUCGGACUCCGACGAUGACGAUAGCGACCACCAUGCCGGGGCCGGUGACACCCUCUUCGGGCUGGACGCCGGCGCCAGCGGGCCGCCUGCUGAUGCGGCCAAUGCCGGCGAUGCGGAGGCCGAUGUGCCGGAGGAAGACCCUCUGGAUGCGUUCAUGAGGCAAAAUGAGGCCGCUCUCACGUCCUCCAAGCCGCCGCCGCUGCCGCCCCGGCGCGGCCGGUCACUCCUGGAUAGUGACACCGACGGCGAGGGAGGCCCCCCGGAAGGGGGGGAUCCCCAGUCGACGAAUGUCCGGUCGGACGCGAACAACAGCGAGGAGGAGGAGGACCCGUUGGAUGCCUUCAUGAAAGCCAACGACGCGAAUUUGGCCUCGGCCUUUUCCAACACCCGCGGGACAUUGAUGGACGAUCUGUCGGUCCGCGGGGGCAGCGGCGGCCCGGGCCCGGCAGCCAAGAAGCGCCGCACCGGGUCUCACGCUGAUCAGGCAAAUGACUUCCUGCAGGAUGACAGCGAGCUGGAGCGCGAGCUGGCCGCCGAGCGCGGGGCUCUUCGCCGGGCAGACAAUGUCGAUCGGCUGUGUGACAUCGAGUCGCCGGAGGAUCUGCCCACCGGCGGGCCCCCCGGCCCUGGCAAGCGCGAUGUUUUGCCCUUGCCGCCGCCGCCGGACUUCAGUCGGUUUGCCUUCAGCCCGCUGGUCCGGCGGUUGCUGCCUGAAGGCCAUGCAACCCUGCGGCAGGCGGCCGACGCCUCGACCGGCGCCGAUGCCGCGGCUGGCCCGGGCACCGGGCCCAUUCCCUCCCGGCGGACAUUCUUCCAGGCGGCUGUCGAAGCGGCCGGGGCCAUGUGCCACAUGCGGACGGCCGUUUCACGCGGGCAGACCCCGGACAUUGAGGCCGGCCGGCUGCCGAUGCCGAUUACGCGCUUUGCCGAAGUCCUGCCAGGGGCACUUGGCCAGGAGCUGGACCGGCGCUUCCCGGCCCCCGGCGGGCCGAGCCCCGUGCAAGCGGUCACCAUCCCCUGUGCGCUGACCGGGCGCGAUGUCGUGGCCCUGGCACAAACUGGCAGCGGCAAGACCAUUGCCUACCUGGCCCCGGCGGUGGCUCACUGUCUGGCCAAUCCGCUGGGCCCGGCGUCGGCCAAGGGCACCGGUGCUGGGCCCCCCCCGGGGGGCGACGACUCCGACUCCGACUCCGAAGACACCACCUUGGCCUUCAGCGAGGCCGCCGCCAAUACUGGCCGCACGUCGCACCCCCGGUGCAUCAUCCUGGUCCCGACACGCGAGUUGGUCAUCCAAAUUCAGGCCGAGGCCGCGCGCCUGGCCGGCACGAUGGGCCUGCACUCGGUGGCCAUCUAUGGUGGCGCGGAGAAGCUGGCCCAGUUGCGCACCCUGCGCCGGCUGCGUCCUGCCCUGGUUGUGGCCACCCCCGGGCGACUGAUUGACAUGGUCCGCAUGAAGGCCCUUGGCUUGGCGCACGUGUCGCUCAUUGUCCUGGACGAGGCGGAUCGCAUGCUGGAUUUGGGCUUCGAGCCGCAGGUCCGGUCGGUGUGUCAACACGCCCGUCCGGACCGGCAGAUGCUCCUGCUGUCGGCCACGGCCGGUGGUCGGCAUGUGGCCCGCCUGGUUCGGGAUCUGGUUGGAGCAGAUGCGGUGCAUGUGGCCGUGUCGGCCACCGGGGCCGACGGUGCCGCCGGCGCCCUGGCGGCCCCCAGCACGGAUGGCUUGUUUUUGGACUUGAAUGCCGACGCCCCGGAAACCGACCGCAUGGCCCUUUCCACGUCGGAUAUCAAGCAUAGCGUGGCUUGCUUCGACUCGGACCUGGCCAAGUUUGACUACUUCCUGCAUACGCUCAUGCCGUUCCUCAUGUCGGAGGCCAGCUCGCUGGACCUGUAUGCCAUGCAGCAGCGGCAGCCGCAGCAGGCGCCCCUGGACCAAUCCCAGCCGCCUGGCGUGGAUUUUGACCCGCGCGUCAUUGUCUUCGGCUCGCGGGUCGGCAUCGUCAACACCAUCCACCGGUCACUGGCCGAUGCGGGCUACGCGUCCAUGCCCCUACAUGGGGAUUUGAUGCAGGGCGAGCGCGAGCGCGCGAUCCGGGCUUUCCGGCUUCGCUCUGCCUCCGGGACAUUGGCCCCCUGCCGGGUGCUGGUGGCCACAGAUGUGGCCGCCCGUGGGUUGGACAUUCCCGGUGUGACGGCGGUCGUGUCGUUCGACGCUCCAGGAGGUGGUGCUGGCACGGCGGCCGCCGUGGAUGCCUUCGUACAUCGGGUGGGCCGAACCGGCCGGGCCGGGCGCGCUGGCCGGGCCAUCAGCCUGCUGAUUCCCUCGCGUGAGGGGCGCUUUGCCACCGAGUUGGCCCGGUGGUUCCAGGCGCACAAUUCCCCCUCCGAUGGGGGAGCCUCUGGCACUCCGGAGCCCGCGGUCCCGGAAGCGCUACUGCCCUUCCUGAAUGCUGGCGCCGACGGCCCACGGCGGCGCGGCCUCGGCUACCGAGAGCGUGGCGGUCGUGGCGGCGGCCGCGGCCGUGGUGGGGACUUCCACCGCGGCGGUGGUGGUGGUGGUCAUCAUCAUCACAGCGGCCAUGGCAACACCAACAGCUACAGCCAUGGCGGCCACGGCAACAGCAAUGACUAUCAUCGCGGGGGCGGCGGCGCCAGCGGUGGGCAUCCCUCCCAUGGUGGCCCCGCCCAUCGCCCUCAGCACAACAAUCACUACCGGGAUGGUCGUGCCGGCGGAGGACCUCCAGGCCGCUGGUAGGUAAUAUCCCAGGAGUCCCCCCGCUCUCGAGAACAAUAGACCGAUUACUUUGCGCUGAAGA
This is a messenger RNA of Fonticula alba, 3000 nucleotides long. RefSeq lists its product as hypothetical. NCBI's taxonomy places the organism in Eukaryota, Rotosphaerida, Fonticulaceae. Gene Ontology annotation, molecular function: nucleic acid binding; ATP binding. Gene Ontology annotation, cellular component: nucleus. Bases 156 to 2939 code for a protein of 927 amino acids. The record is from RefSeq and is a predicted model, not a curated record. The transcript has 3 exons.